This is a messenger RNA of Mandrillus leucophaeus (drill), 1821 nucleotides long. It is a transcript of the gene DPYS, whose product is annotated as dihydropyrimidinase. Gene Ontology annotation, cellular component: cytoplasm; cytosol. Gene Ontology annotation, molecular function: dihydropyrimidinase activity. The transcript has 10 exons. Gene Ontology annotation, biological process: pyrimidine nucleobase catabolic process. The coding region runs from base 23 to 1402 and encodes 459 amino acids. The record is from RefSeq and is a predicted model, not a curated record. NCBI's taxonomy places the organism in Eukaryota, Metazoa, Chordata, Mammalia, Primates, Cercopithecidae.
UGCUCUCGCAGGAGGCACCACCAUGAUUAUUGAUUUCGCCAUUCCUCAGAAAGGUGGCUCCCUCAUUGAGGCCUUCGAGACCUGGCGAAGCUGGGCUGAUCCCAAAGUUUGCUGUGACUACAGCCUUCACGUGGCAGUGACGUGGUGGAGUGACCAGGUUAAAGAAGAAAUGAAAAUCCUUGUGCAAGAUAAAGGUGUUAACUCUUUCAAGAUGUUUAUGGCCUAUAAAGAUCUGUACAUGGUGAGAGACCCGGAGCUGUAUGCAGCCUUCUCUCAAUGCAAGGAAAUUGGAGCAAUUGCCCAGGUCCAUGCAGAAAAUGGAGACUUAAUUGCAGAGGGAGCAAAGAAGAUGUUGGCUCUGGGGAUAACAGGCCCUGAGGGUCACGAGUUGUGCCGCCCAGAGGCAGUGGAGGCAGAGGCCACGCUGAGAGCCAUCACCAUAGCCAGCGCUGUGAACUGUCCUCUCUACAUUGUGCAUGUGAUGAGCAAGUCUGCAGCUAAGGUGAUAGCGGAUGCAAGGAGAGACGGGAAGGUGGUCUAUGGCGAACCCAUAGCGGCCAGUCUUGGCACAGAUGGCACACACUACUGGAAUAAAGAAUGGCACCAUGCCGCCCACCAUGUCAUGGGUCCACCUUUGCGACCAGACCCCUCAACACCUGACUUCCUCAUGAAUCUACUGGCUAAUGAUGAUCUAACCACAACGGGGACUGAUAACUGCACUUUCAACACCUGCCAGAAAGCUCUUGGGAAGGAUGAUUUUACCAAGAUCCCCAAUGGGGUGAAUGGUGUUGAAGAUCGGAUGUCAGUAAUAUGGGAAAAAGGCGUGCACAGUGGUAAAAUGGAUGAAAACAGAUUUGUGGCAGUUACCAGCACAAAUGCAGCCAAAAUCUUUAACCUUUAUCCAAGAAAAGGAAGAAUAGCUGUAGGAUCAGAUGCUGACAUUGUUAUUUGGGACCCAAAAGCCACAAGAGGAUGCAGAAAUUGUGUUGCAUUCUCUGACAAUGGAUCUGUAUAUAAAACCAAUAUGAAUUUACCAUUUCAGUGCCUGGCAAAUGCCCGAGUUCACAUGGAAGAAAGGACUAUCUCAGCAAAAACUCAUCAUCAGGCUGUUAACUUCAACAUUUUCGAGGGCAUGGUUUGCCACGGGGUGCCCCUUGUGACUAUUUCAAGAGGCAAAGUGGUGUAUGAAGCCGGAGUGUUCAGUGUCACAGCAGGAGAUGGGAAGUUUAUUCCUCGAAAACCAUUUGCUGAAUAUAUUUACAAACGAAUAAAGCAGCGAGACCAGACUUGCACACCUACCCCCGUGGAGCGUGCACCCUAUAAGGGAGAAGUCGCCACACUGAAAUCCAGAGUGACAAAAGAAGAUGCCACAGUGGGGACCAGGAAACAGGCCCAACCCUGAAGUGUGUGCUGUCGGUAAAAUCAGAGGGAAGGAGGCUGCCAUUCCUUUCACAGCCAAACGUUGUCAACCCAUGGAGAAGCAGGCCUUAUUCGACUCCCUGGGAUCCUUUAGAAAAAAAUCACCGCUCUAGACUUCUUUGAUUUUCUUUCAGAAGCAAUUGCUGUCUUUCUCACUGUGUCUUUGUUGCUGCAUAAGAUUGAAGGUAUAAAUGUAUAUUGUUGUGAUGGAAAGGCUGUGUGGAAAUUCAUUGAUGAUACUUUAAAAUGUCAUCUUUGCUUGUACUAGAUUUCUUAGAAUUUUUAAAAAUCAUUUUCUUGUUUAAAUAGUUUCUUUUUUAAAAAAAUGGUUACAUUAGUUUUAAAAAAGCUCUGUGAUUUUACUUUUUAUUGUAAUUAAUAAACAUUGAGAUCUUCGUUUUA